Messenger RNA from Closterium sp. NIES-67, 5463 nucleotides. The record is from the annotation of a GenBank genome assembly. Lineage: Eukaryota; Viridiplantae; Streptophyta; Zygnematophyceae; Desmidiales; Closteriaceae.
CUACGGUUACUGAACUGAUUAUGUUUCAUCCAUGUGCUGAUGGAAUUCGUUGACUUUCGUGAGACACGGACGCGUGUUCUCGUAUGUGUCGCGAAUGACCUCGCACUUGACUAACGGCUGGAGUUCGUGAUUUUGCGAAUUACGGACGCGUGUUUCUGCGAGUGUCACGACUCACGUGGGAUUAAACGAGGAACGAUCUACAGUUACUGAGCUACGGACAAGUUUGGCGCUAUGCAGAAGAUUCGGCUCGCCAACUUGCAGCAGUGUGAAUAUCGUAGUGCUACUGUGCGGAUACAUUACACGACGACGGGGUUUGUAAUUCAUGGCGAAGACUCGCUGGAGACAGGGAAGCUGUGGUGCGGUAGUAUCCCUACUGCCCGUUUGGUUAUCUGGGCAAUUCGACGAAGAUUCGACGGUUACGAUCGACCGCGAUCGUUUCGACGUGUUUCGACCGUUGGAUCGAGUUUCCUUGAAGAAGCUCGAGAUUCUCAACAUUGGUGGCUUCACUACUACGAGAUUCAGUUAGACUUAGGGGGGGGUCGACGGGGGCCUAUGGGGACAGACUCUAGAGAACCUAGUAGGUUCGCAACUUCGCGUCGCCUUUAGUAUCACACUGGCGCACUGCACCGCCUCAGUUCGCGCUGCCACCCUCCACGAGCGUGCGCUGGCUGCUACCUAGUGCAGGCUGCAACUAGCGGCGCUUCUGGGUGGAAACACGGCCCAGCAGCUUGCUUGUCAUAGCAGCUUUCCGCGCUUGGCGCCACGGCUGUCGAUUGGCAUACCCUAGGGCUGUUGAUUGGCGCAACACUUGGCGUUCCAACGUUCGAGAUCGAAUCUUUCCGGGAGUUUUUUUCCGGAAAGGCCACUAUCGUCCAGGUUUGGGCAUGUCCAGGUUUGGGCAUGUCCAGGUUUGGGGGGGGGAACAUGAAGGAACGGGUUCCUAGGGAAAAAGCGGGGAGGGCCCAGACGGUUCAGGGCAUUUGCCCUUCAAUCGUCAGCGCUGCUUGGCGCUUGGCGCUUGGCGCUCCAGUCAUCCAGCGAAUCGGCAACUAAUGCGACGCGUGUGACUUAGCGGCGCUGGACGAGCACUGCUGAGACUCUUCCUUUUGAAACUGGUUAGGGCCGAACCUUUUGCGCCAGUAGAGGGGCUUAUUCGCAGCGGUAGCCAUGGUUUCGGGGCCUUACUUGCAGCAGAACAGUGCUGUACCACUGCUGGCAGACGGAGCCCCACCCUUGGUCGUCGGAUCGGAGGCGCAGCUCCCCCGCCAUUUCCGUGGCGAAGUAGACGGAGUAGUCGGAGUAGACGGAAUAGUCGGAGUAGACGGAGAAAUCGGAGUAGACGGAGUAGACGGAGUAGUCGGAGAAGACGGAGUAGUCGUGCCAUGCCAUACCAUGCCGAGCCGAGCCGAGCACGCUGGCAGCGUCUGCUGCGAUGUACCAUACCAAUCGCAAACACCAGUUCUACUGUAGUACGGUGGUAGUACUGUAUUAUGCUCUGUUCCCCGGCAAUAUGCUUCCAGGGGAAGCUAUCGCCGCAGAGCUUUCCCGCUCUGAUGACCCUGACUAAUGCGUCACCGGCGACUCGCAGAGUCUGAAGGAAGACGAACGCAGUCUGUGUUGUCGUUGUUCGGAAGAACGCCCCGAACGCGAUCAAAGGAGAAAGAACUUGAAGGUCUUCCUCCCUUCAAGGUAGUGCCUACUACUGAGAGGUAGCUUAUGUCAGAAGAAGAGGCUUUAGCGAACCCUAAAGCACUUCGAAGAGGCUUGAAGUCCGACGACCGUCGCAUAUUCGCGCUUUGGCCAGGCGCCCGUCGUUUCGCGUUACAAGUCCGAGCCACCCCAAGUUCGCGUUUCCUCAUUGCAGCCACUACCACGAGCUGCCGUAGUAGCUCCUACUGGGAGGCGUGCCCGAUGAUGGAUUCUCGUCAAUGUCGCACCAAUCCCCGGUUGCGGACCAUGGUGGUUUGUCUGCUCGCGUCGCUUGUACUCGCCAAAUGCAGCCCCCUUUCCGCUCAAGAAGCUGACCAAUCAGGGAUCGUCUUGGACUUCCCAUCGCAAGAGGGCACCUCCCUGUACCCGGUAGCCGCUCAGCCGCCCACACCUGGAAUCUCACCUGAAACUCCGCCUGAAACUCCGCCUGAAACGUCACCUGAAACGCCACCUGAGUGGACACCUGAAAUUUCACCUGGGGCCGCUCCUGAAAUGCCAGGAGAAUCGUCUGCUGCUCCAAACUUCAAGAUAGUGGAAAACGUGACUAAGAUUCUGCCGAUAACAACCCCCUACCCCACGUCUGACGUGUACAUCGUCCGCCUCCGCGCCGCCCCGCCAAUCGCGGGAUACACGGGCGGAAUCAACGGUAUUCCCGCCACGGCAGCAAAGGCUGUCAGAGAUUCGGCAUCCGACGUCCUACAUUCUGUGGUGGGCCGAAUUCGCCAGACUCGUCGCCAAGCGAAUCGCAAGUCGUCGCGACUGAAUCUGAGGUCGCCAGCCGUCGCGCGGUUCAAUAAGUGGCUGGGCCGGCUGCAGGACGGAGUUGCGGAUGACGUGAAACUGCCGCGUGCGAAUGUCCUGUACUCAAUGAGACACGUCAGCAAUGCCUUCGUGGCGCGUUUGACACCUAAGCAGCUGCAGCAGCUGAAGCGGCAUCCAGCAGUGGCCGAAAUCAAACCCAACUACCCAAUCAGCAAGCUCACAACCAACUCUGCAAACUUUCUCAAGCUGCCUGAGACUCUCUGGUCUACCCGGGGACGCGACCGGGCAGGUGAAGGCGUGGUGGUGGGAAUAAUCGACACGGGUAUUUGGCCCGAGCACCCGUCGUUCUCUUCAGAUGUGGAUUUGCUGUAUCCUGACCCUCCGGCUACCUGGAAAGGCACCUGCCAGGUCACUGCUGACUUCCAGUGCAACAGAAAGGUGAUUGGAGCAAGAUAUUUCAACGGUGGGUUUCGGGCGGCGUACGGGCAGGAGGACACGCUCACUGAUUGGACGUCUCCUCGUGAUGCGGACGGGCACGGCACCUGGUGUGCAGCAGCAGCAGCAGGCAACAGCAAUGUGCCCAUCAUACUGUUCCCCCGAAAAACAAACCUCGGCAACAUAACUGGCAUGGCGCCCCGCGCCUUCCUCGCAGCCUACAAGGUCUUCUGGGGCAACGCCAAGUCAGCCGGAACCACUGCCACGUCUGCUGACGUGGAGGCAGCUGUCAACGCUGCUGUCGCUGACGGCGUCGAUGUCAUCUCCCUCUCCCUCGGCAGCGCAGACCCCAGCGCUACUUAUUUCAGCGAUCUGGCGUAUUUAUACGCGAAUCUGGCCGGCACGGUGGUGGUGUAUGCGUCGGGGAAUUCCGGCCCGCCUCCUUUCAGCUGGUACAUGUAUCGGAGCAUCUCCAACUUCUCGCCAUUCUACCUGACUGUUGGCGCCAGUACCAUCGCCCGUCGCUACACGUCUGCGGCUAUUCUGGGCGACGGCCGCAUCGUGCCUCUCUUCGGCUUUGGCUCGGGGAAUGUGGCGGUGCAGAGGCUGGGGUUGGUAGAGGGGGCUGCGGCACGGGCAGCCUGGAAGAGCGAAAGCAGGGCGCAGUACUGCACCGAGGGCUCACUGAAUGCCACCAAGGUCGCCGGCAAGAUCGUCCUUUGCGCGUACGGAUCCACCAGCACUGCUAGCAAGGCGGCUGAGGUGGCGAGUAAAGGCGGCAAGGCUAUUAUUGUGACUGACAUGCCGGUGGAAGCCAGGCUGUUUCCACCGAUAUACGAAGUGCGGCUGCCGGUGAUGGGAGCUGAGGCCGGUGCAACGAGUGUUCUGCGCAAUCAUACCCGCACCAUGGCCAGCCCUACUGCGUCCUUCGCAUACAACUUCAAAACGGACAUCAACACUGAUCAAGCCCCCGACGUCGCUUCCUUCUCGUCCACCGGCCCAAUCACCAACCCCGCUGCAGCACCCAGGCUAUCCUUCCCUACCAACGACAUCUUAAAGCCCGAUAUAAUUGGCCCCGGCGUUUCGCUAUGGGCCGCCGCACCAGCUUCUUCCCUCGCGUCUUCCUCUACUCCGACCUUCGCCAUGCUGAGCGGAACCUCCAUGGCUACACCGCACUUGGCAGGAGUCGCAGCAUUGCUCGUCGAGAGAUACCCUUCGUGGACCCCUUCACAAGUUAUGUCGGCGAUUAUGACUACAGCGUAUGUGACCAAUAACAAACGAGGGCCGAUUGUAAUGGGUACGACGGGAGGGGCGGCGACGCCGUGGGAUAUGGGAGCGGGCCACGUCAAUCCCAAGGGUCUCAUGGACCCUGGGCUCACUUUUCCCACCAACGCUGCAGAUUACUACAAUUUUUUGGCCGGGCAGAAUCUGGAUUAUGCGAAGACGGUUGCACCAAUUGGGACGAAGCUGACCCCGAUUCCGGCGUAUAAUCUGAACCGCCCGACGAUUUCGGUCUCGCGGCUGAACAAGACGGUGCUGCUGACGCGAUGGGUGCAAAAUGUCGCGGAUACAGUAUCAAACUACACCGCAUAUAUCGUUGCACCUCCUGGUGUUAUCACACUUAUAAAUCCCCACAGGUUCACAAUUCCUCCAAUGGGGAUAGUAUCCUUUGCUCUUCGGUUCACGGUCGUAACGGCAUCUCCUGAUUUCCAGUUCGGAAGCCUGACUUGGAGGGAUCAGUUUGGCCACGUGGUGCGGUCAGUGCUGGCUGUUCAGCCUCUCUAUCAGUAAGGUUGGAAGGAGGAAGUCGGAUUAGCCUGGUUAAGGAAGACGGAGACACAGCUGUCCACUUUGGCCAAUGGCCACGUGGUGCGGUCUGUGUUGGCUGCUCAGCCUCUGUGCCAGUAAGGCGGGUGGAGCAGGGUCGGAUCGGGGUACCUCUCUACUAGUAAGGCGGACAGAGAAGGGUGGAUGAGUAGGUCAAGAUGAAGAUACGGCUGGCUGGCUGCCUGUGUGGUGCGGUCAGUGCUGGCAGUGCAGCCUCUGUACCAGUAAGGCGGGUGGAGAAAGCUCGGACUACCGUGGGUUGGAAGGUGAAGAGGAGAGGAGAGGAGAGAAUAGGAGAGGAGAGGAGACGAGAGGGAACAGUGGCUGGCAAGAAAAGCUCAAGUGAGCGAGAAGCUGGUGGAUGGCUCCUCUUUCAAGGUACUGUAGCUUCGUGUUUUAAUAAAGAGCAGCAGGAAGUCCUCUGCUCUGCUCGGACUCAUGGUAUCACACCAUGGUGCCAAAUGGAGGUCAUUGUGGUGGGGACGGGGCCUGGGCCGCAUACCUUCUACUACCGUAACCGUACCCGUACGGCUGCAUUGCAAUGCCUCAUGAUGAUGCAAGGCGAGGCGAGGCAGGCUAGCUAGAUAUGGCCUGAGUAAAGGACUCUUGGAGAAGAAUUUGAUUGUUUAUGAUCCAUGAUUGGCUAUCAUUCUCCAAUUGCUUUCAUUCCCUAAGCAGUUGUGGCUUGCUAGCAAACAGAGCCAAGGGUAAUACAACUACUUGUCAACU